UUGCUAUUGCUGUAAUUGAUAGGUUGUCCAGUAAAUAGUAAAUAUUCUACAAUUUUUACUAAAAAAUAAUAACGUAGUUUGAGUUCAUGGUAAAGUCAAACAGUUUGGAUCAAUCUACUUGCUGGAAAAAAAUUUAUAAAGAUGACUCUUGUGGACCUUCACAUCUGUGUAUAAAGGUUAAAAGUCUCUUGAAAUAUCAGAUAAGCCUAACUUUUUUAUAAUAAGACAAAAUUUGUUUGGUUCAUGUGGUGCAACUCUUCAAAAGCGUGAUUAACCUAUUACAGACAUUUGGUCCUAUUUACCUUUGUAUGAACAAAGCUAUCUCUAAUAAGUCCUGUGAAAGUUGUUAUAUGAUAGUUCAUUCCUGAAAUCAUUAACCCAGAGUUGCAUUUAACCCACUUGUGAGACUUUAAUCUGCAGUGACAUCAUGACAGAGCGUAGAAGUCUGAGUUCAUUUGCUGCGCUGUACGAACAUGACCUAUCAAAACUCACUCACCAUUUGUUUAGUUUUGAGUCCCCUCCUCUUUCAAAAACAUUUGCAGCCCUUAUAAAGAAUCGUAUUUCUGCUGUCUGCAGUAUGAGUGUUAGAAGAAUGGUGAGAGCACUGACUGUUCCCGCUCUGGGGCUUCUAGCCUUACUAUGCUUGUUCUCCUCGAAGCUCGUGCAGGCUGGGAAGGUGCUUGUCAUGCCAGUGGAUGGCAGCCACUGGUUGAGCAUGAAGAUCUUGGUAGAAGAGCUUUCUCAAAGGGGUCAUGAGAUGGUGGUCCUGGUCCCUGAAACCAGUGUUCUGAUUGGAAGGUCUGGUAAUUACACUACUAAAUCGUUUCGUGUGCCCUACACCCAUGCUGAACUGAAUGCUGAAAUAGAAAACAUAAGGAACCAUGCGCUUGAGAAUCCUCCAAAGCUGACUGAUAUCUUUGUAAAUCUGGAGACCCUGGUACACCUCACAAAUAUGCAGGUGAAAGGCUGUGAAGGACUGCUGUAUGACGAGUCCCUGAUGAAGAGUCUUAGAGAAACAGGAUUUGAUGCUUUGCUCACUGAUCCUUUCCUGCCUUGUGGCACCAUCAUUGCUGAUUCCUUCGCAAUUCCUGCUGUUUACUUCCUGCGUAGAAUUCCUUGUCGUCUUGAUGAUGCAGCCACCCAGUGUCCCUCACCUCCGUCUUAUGUCCCGCGCAUCAUGACUGGUAACACAGAUAUGAUGACUUUCCUUCAGAGAGUAAAAAACACACUUAUGAUAGGUUUUGAAAAGUUUCUAUGCCUCAAACGUUUUGCCAGCGCUGAUGAACUGGCCAGUAGAUAUCUGCAGAAGGAAACUACAUACAAAGAGCUAUUAAGUCACGGUGCAGUCUGGCUUCUAAGAUACGACUUUGCCUUUGAUUAUCCCAAACCCCAAAUGCCAAAUAUGGUCCAAAUAGGGGGCAUCAACUGUGCUAAAAAGGGUCCACUGACAAAGGUAAGAUAUUAAUGAACAUUCUCAGCUGUUCCAUCAAAAAUACAAAACUUUUGUAAAGGUUUUUCAGUGUUUUAGAGCAUGCUUUCAGAAGGCUAUUUAGACGUCUGCAUUUUCUGAAAACUAUAGUGGACUAUAUCUGCCAUGUAAUCCUGACAUUUUAGAGUUGUAGGUCAUCAGUUAUGUGCAGUAAUACUAGAAAAUGAUGUGUGUACUUCAAUAGAACAGUUGUAUUGCUUACUCUCCUUGUGACUUCACUCAAUGUUCCAGGACAAAGAAGCUCUAAUCUAGAAUACUCCAAAUUUAGUGGAACAAGUAGAAGAACCAAAUCAGUGCACAUGUGUUGUGAUUUGGGUGUAAAUGUUCUAUGUUCUAUGCGUGCAUAAAUAUGAAUAAUCCACAAACAUUUAUUAGUGGUUCAGAUGCAUAGAUUGCUUCAGUGCCAUAUUUGGAUGGAGCACAUCCUUCUGUCUGUAAGUAUCGCC
Molecule: messenger RNA, 1935 nt
Organism: Puntigrus tetrazona (Sumatra barb)
Lineage: Eukaryota; Metazoa; Chordata; Actinopteri; Cypriniformes; Cyprinidae
Product: UDP-glucuronosyltransferase 1A1-like
Exons: 1
Coding region: 428-1465 (345 amino acids)
Molecular function (GO): UDP-glycosyltransferase activity
Source: RefSeq, a predicted model, not a curated record